Messenger RNA from Chelmon rostratus (copperband butterflyfish), 2041 nucleotides. It is a transcript of the gene shmt1, whose product is annotated as serine hydroxymethyltransferase 1 (soluble). Gene Ontology annotation, cellular component: cytosol; nucleus; cytoplasm. The record is from RefSeq and is a predicted model, not a curated record. Lineage: Eukaryota; Metazoa; Chordata; Actinopteri; Chaetodontiformes; Chaetodontidae. Gene Ontology annotation, biological process: protein homotetramerization; L-serine catabolic process; purine nucleobase biosynthetic process. The transcript is spliced from 12 exons. Gene Ontology annotation, molecular function: pyridoxal phosphate binding; zinc ion binding; glycine hydroxymethyltransferase activity. Bases 142 to 1590 code for a protein of 482 amino acids.
UCCCACGUAGAGUAGCUUUUUUGUUUCGAGGCUUAAGCCCCGUGGUCUGAUUUCAGCUCAGUCCUACCAGUGACAGCGGAGGAGAGAGUCUCCAUUCAACUGAAUCAUCUUCCACUUUGCCUGACCAGAGAAGCAGCGAUCAUGUCUUCAACAAAUGGCCACACUGUGAGCAAAGAAACGUGGGAUUCGCACAACAAGAUGAUGUUGGAGCCUCUGUCUGUCAACGACUCGGAGGUGUUUACCAUCAUAAAAAAAGAGAAGCACAGGCAGAUAUAUGGUCUGGAGCUCAUAGCGUCAGAGAACUUUGCCAGCAGAGCUGUUCUAGAGGCUCUGGGUUCCUGUAUUAGCAACAAAUACUCUGAGGGAUAUCCCGGGCACAGGUAUUAUGGUGGUACAGAGUUUGUUGAUGAGCUGGAGACACUCUGUCAGAAGAGGGCGCUGGAUGUCUACUCUCUGGACUCAGACAAAUGGGGUGUCAAUGUGCAGCCAUACUCAGGCUCACCUGCUAACUUUGCUGUGUACACGGCCAUCGUGGAGCCCCAUGGCAGGAUUAUGGGACUAGACCUUCCUGACGGAGGUCACCUGACACACGGCUUCAUGACAGAGAAGAAGAAAAUCUCUGCAACAUCCAUCUUCUUUGAGUCCAUGCCUUAUAAGGUGAAUCCAGAAACUGGCUACAUUGACUAUGACAAACUGCAAGAAAACGCUCGGCUGUUCCACCCCAAAAUCAUCAUUGCAGGAACAAGCUGCUAUUCCCGCAACCUUGACUACGCCCGGAUGAAGCAGAUCGCUGAUGAGAAUGGUGCCUAUCUGAUGGCAGACAUGGCUCACAUCAGUGGACUGGUGGCUGCAGGAGUGGUGCCCUCACCCUUUGAGUACUGUGACAUUGUUUCCACAACAACACACAAGACGCUGCGUGGCUGCCGUGCUGGCCUCAUCUUCUACAGGAAAGGUGUUCGGAGUGUGGAUGCCAAGGGGAAGGAGAUUCAGUACAACCUAGAGUCCUUGAUCAAUCAGGCUGUGUUUCCAGGGCUGCAGGGAGGACCACAUAACAACGCUAUUGCAGGUGUUGCUGUAGCUCUAAAACAAGCCAAGUCACCAGAGUUCAAGGCCUACCAGAUGCAGAUUCUUGCUAACUGCAGAGCUCUAUCCAGUGCCCUUAUUGACUAUGGCUACAAGAUUGUCACUGGCGGCUCUGACAACCAUCUGAUCCUGCUGGACCUGCGCAACAAAGGAACUGACGGAGGACGAGCUGAGAAGGUUCUGGAAGCCUGCGCCAUUGCUUGUAAUAAGAACACCUGUCCAGGGGAUAAGAGUGCUUUGCGUCCUAGUGGUCUCAGGUUUGGCUCUCCAGCUCUGACCUCCAGGGGCUUGGUGGAGGACGACUUCAAGAAGGUGGCUGAUUUCAUUCACAGAGGUAUUGUGCUGGCCUUAGAGGUGCAGAGAAGCCUGGAUCCCAAGGCCCCUCUGAAGGACUUCAUUCAGGCUCUAGCUCAAGGAGAGAAGUUUCAGCAGCGAGUGGCAGAAAUCAGAACAGAGGUGGAGGCUUUCGCUGGUCAAUUCCCCAUGCCUGGCCUUCCUGAGCUGUAGAGGCUGCCACUUUACACACUGAUGGCUUCUAGACUGAUGAUUGUAACAAACAUUAUGCCAAUGUUGAUGGUGUGUUGUUUCAUAUGUAUGCUUACUUUGAGCGGACACCUCUUAAAUCUGUCAAUGCUGAAAUCGAGAUGCUUCCUCUUGACUUCACAACAGCUUUCUCUUGACAAAGACUUUUUUUUCUUAAUCAAAAGAUAAAUUUGCAUACUUCAUUGUCCACCCUGUUUAGCAUUGCUACAGUGCUGUUUUUAGAUUUGGUUGUGUUUUCUACUGUAGACUUGGUCUCAGAUUUUCCAAUCACACUUAAGCUUUAAUCUUGUCAGAAGUCAGUUUAUUGUGAAGUUAUUGGAAGACUGUAGCACAAAGAAUGAUUGCUUCUUUCAUAUGUGCACAUUCUAUAUCAAAUACUGUGUACAUAUACAGUAUAAUAAAUAUGAAGAUUCAA